AUGUCUUUGUCAACUCAAUUCACAAACAAGAAGAUGAGAUAUCGCCUUCUUAGGGGCAUAUAUAACAUGUUUGGCAUUGGACCUCCACCAAGGCCUGUAGAGUUGGUCGAUGAGUCAUACUUUUGUUGGUACUUGACUCAGAUCACCACAAGAUGGGUUGGAAUGAAUGACAAUACUAUCCUGCGCCAUUGGAGUACGCUCAGACUAUUGUGCCACUUCCUCACACCUAAAAGCGCAAAGUGUAAGGUCUUUGAUCAGGUGAUGAACCACUUCAUCAGAUAUGCACAAGGCAUAAGCAUUGAUGACAUGGUCCAGAAUUGCCAUGAAUACCUUUGGAGGAUGUCCAUGCUAGACCCCACUCUAGACACGCGCCCCAUCUUUAAGUCGUUGGGGCGUUGGGGCGCCAACGACUUCCCCUUGAUGCGUCAGUCUCAUCCAGAUACCGGCAGUUUACUCCGAUUUGGUACCACAUUGUUUGAGUACUUUAACAACUCAUCCUUUGAUAGGGUAAUACAGUUUGUAGCAUACCUCAUUGAUGCCAGAGAGAUCCACCUACUCCUGAAGAAGGCAGACCGUCUGAAGAGCAUGUUGGCGACUCAUUCAUUGUACGUGGGCGUAGCGAACCGCCCAAACAUCCAUGUGUAUCUAGACGAGCAACUACUCUUGAUCAGUCAACAAGAGAUCAGCUUCUAUAUUUGUGGUCUGCUCAAGCGUGAUGACGGUAGUGCUCUUCUUGGACCACUCUCCCCUGACUUCAUCCAACAACUCAAUGUUCUACGCGAGUUGGACUCAAUCGUCGACGAUUGUAAUCUCACAUCGGACCAACUCGAUGACAUCAACAAGGUGACCAUUCAGAUUCUGGACUACUUCUCCAAGUUCCGACCCAACACCUAUGAUGUCAUCAAGGAAAGCUUCAUGUAUGGAUUGGAUCCCUACAUAUUGGACCUGGCCAAAGUCGGUCACUGUCUAUCUUCCUCUGGUCACGGCGUACCGCUGGGUUGA
Messenger RNA from Acytostelium subglobosum LB1, 1002 nucleotides. RefSeq lists its product as hypothetical. The record is from RefSeq and is a predicted model, not a curated record. The transcript is spliced from 3 exons. Lineage: Eukaryota; Evosea; Eumycetozoa; Acytosteliales; Acytosteliaceae. The coding region runs from base 1 to 1002 and encodes 333 amino acids.